AUGAAAAUUAGAGUUGAAUUAAUAAAUGGAAAUGAACAUAGAACAUCAUCAACACCACAACAACCACAACAAAAUCCAUCAGUAUCACAUAUAUUUGAUGGAGAGACAGCGGUUAAAGAUCAUAUAAAGGUAUUGUUAACACAUUUUAAGAUACCAGUUGAUAAAGUUUCAAGUUAUGCAUUACAGAAUCCAUUUACAUUGGCAUAUGUUGAAGAUUCAUUUCUAACACCAGAGAGAUUAGUUGAAGCAGAGAAAAGUUAUUUCAUACUACGUAUGAAACCACAUGCAAUAGCAGAUAGGGUGGUGGAUCAAUUGACAAAGAUUGAACCAACUUCACCACACAUCAAAGAUACGAUAUUCAAUAUUCGUUAUCAAAUGAAAGACGUAGAAUAUGUUGAAGAAUUUAUAAUAAAGGGAGGAAUCAAUCAAUUAUUGGCAGUGAUUAUAAAGAGUAGAGGCAAUACACAAUCGUAUGCAUUGACAGCACUACGAUGUUUUAUGGGAUAUAAUAGUGGAUUGGAAGAGGUAAUGAGUCGACCACAGCUAAUAGAUAAGCUAUAUUCAUUGGUUUGUUCGGUGGGGGUAUUGCCAAGUGUAUGCAGACAAGCUAUAGAGCUAUUGUUUUGUGUUUGCAAUUUCGAUGGAUUUCAAUUGGUUCAUCGUUCAGCCAAAAAUCAUGCACAAGAAACCUCCACACCAGCCUAUAGUAACCUAAUUACAUUACUCUCCUCGGGUGAUAUGGAAACCCAAUUGAAUACAUUGACCCUAUUCAAUUGUCUAUUGGAUAAUGCACCAAAUCCAAGAAAAUCAGAGAAACUACUAUCACGUUGGCAACAAUUGGGUAUUAUAAAGAUAUUGAAAUCACAAGAACAUGUAACUCAUUCGGAUUUUCGUACUCAGAUAGCACGUUUCCAAGCAAACUCUGGUUUUGGUAUCGAUGGUUCUGGUAGGAAGAGAACUUUGACUCGUCAAUUGUCAACUCAAGAAUUGGAAUUUCAAUUGCACCAAUUCCGUGAACAACAACCACUAAUCUCUCUAUUAACUAGUGAAUUGAAAUUCCUAAGAAAUGCAAUUAAAUCAGCCAUUGAAAAUGGUUCCUACAUAAACUAUAGAGCACCCACCGAACGUUACGAUGAAUAUUCUCAAAGAAAAUUAGAAAUGAUUGGUGAUUCUCCAACAAAUCUUCAAUUCUUAAAAAGAAAUGAUAAAUUUACCAAUGCAUUUAGAAAAUCAAUGUAUGUUAGAUCUCCUAAUACUUCGGAUCUUUUCGAUUCUUCAACUUUGGAAGAUACUUAUGAUGGAAAUAAUGAUACAAAUAGUUGUACUAGUAUUUCAACUUCUUCAACACCAAUUCAUAUAUCACAACCAACAACUUUAAUUGUACCUUCAACAACACCAAAUCAUCCACCACAACAAUCUCAACAAACUCCACCAUUACAAUUACAAAAAGAAAAAGAAAAAGAAAAAGAAAAAGAAAAAGAAAAAGAAAAAGAAAAAGAAAAAGAACAACAACAACAACAACAGCAAUCAAAUAAACAAUCAACGCCAAAACCAAAUUUAUCUUGUUUAUUAUCACCAAUUACAAUUUCAAAUACUUUAAAUAAUAAUAACAAUAAUAAUAAUAAUACAAAUAAUAAUAUAAUUAAAAGUAAUAAUAAUAAUAAUAAUAAUAAUUGUACAAUUAAAGAUUUAUCACCAAUUGUUAAAAGUGAAAAAUCAAAUGAAGAUGAAAUUCAUGAAAUAUCAUUAAAUGGUGCAAGUAGUAAUCAUGAAGAACCAAUUAAAUAUAAAUUACAACCAACAAAAUCACCAAUUACUCCUUCAAAAAGAAUGAAACCAUUACAUUGGACUAGAAUUUUAAAUUCACAAUUUGAAGGUAAAAAAACAAUUUGGAAUUCAUAUUUACCAGAAGUUACAUUUGAAGAAGAAUUAUUUGUAGAUUUAUUUUCAUUAUAUACAGAGAGAAUUGUAUCCUUUAGUGGGUCACCAGUUGGUAGUGGAACAUCAAUUUCAGGUGGUGGACCAAUUAAAUCGAAACCAAUUCAAAAAGUUAUUAGUGUUUUAUCACAAAAGAGAUCAAAUGCAAUCAUUGUAAUGUGUGGUAAAUUACCAUCUGAUGAUAUUUUAAUUAGAGCAAUUAGAAAUUUAGAUUCGAAUAAACUUUCAUUGGAUGGUGUGUCAAGUAUAAUAUCAAAUUUCCCAACAUCUGAAGAGUUGGCUUCAAUACACGAGUUACAUUCCAAUGAGGUGAUACUCGAUAAACCAGAGAGAUGGUGUUUAAUGAUUGAUGGGUUCCCAAUGAUUAAACAUCGUUUAAGAUGUUGGGAAUUUAUGUUAAAGAUCGAGGAUAGUCUUAAAUCAAUCAUAGAAUCAAUUGAUACCGUACUGUUGGCUUGUAAAGAGCUACGUACAAGUAUCACCAUCAAUUGUUUAUUCUCUCUCCUACUUCAAUUGGGUAAUUACUUAAAUGGUGGUCAUCUUUAUCGUGGUCAAUCCGAUGGUUUCAAUUUAGAGUCACUAAGUAAAAUGAUUGAAAUUAAAGAUAAUAGCAAUAGUGGUUCUUUAUUGGAUUUCGCUAUAAAAACAUUAUAUCAACAAUCUCCAAUGAAAGGUAAUAGUAAUACUAGUAUCCAUUUGGAGUUGGCUCAUGUUCCAAAUGCAUCUCUCAUCAAUUUCACCGAUGUUGGCACCUCUGUCUCUAAAUUACUUCAAGACUAUUCAGAGAUCGUUUUAAUGUCUGAUGAAAUUCAACAAACAACAGAUAAAGAUGACCCUUUCCUUGAUAUCGUUCCAAAGUUUAUGGGUACAAUUCUAUUGAUUUUAAAGAAUUUACAAACGAAAUUCUUGGAAACUGAAAAAUAUUUAUUUGAAACCAUUGAUUAUUUUAAUCCAACUAAUCAAACUUUACAACAAUAUCAACAACAACAAUAUCAACAAUAUCAACAACAACAAUUUCAACAAAAUAUUAUUAAUAAUAAUAAUAAUAACAAUAAUAAUAAUAGUAACAAUAAUAAUAAUAAUAUAAGUGGAAAUACAACAACUACAACAACAACAACAACAACAACAACAACAGGUUCAAUUAUUAAUAAUAAUAAUAAUAAUAAUAAUAAUAAUAAUAAUAGUAAUAAUAAUAUAAUUAAUAAUAAUAAUUCACAAUCAAAUUUACAAUCAUUAUUACAUCCACAAUAUUAUCUUUCAAAUUCUUCUUCAUCAUCUUCAUCAUCUUAUAAAAUUACUCCACCAUUAUCAAGUAGUUUAUCUAUAACUUCUCAAGAAUGGAAUCAACAAAAAUUCACUUGUGAAAAGUUUUUCACACUUUUCUCAACAAUUACUACUGCUUUCAAAAAAUCUCCUUCAAAGAGAUUAUCUCAAAAAGGUUUUGGUUUAAAAAUUAGUAACUCUGAUGACCCAAUGGCUGUAAUAAUUGAAGCUUUGAAAACUGGUUCUCCAAAUGAUAUGGUAAAACGAGCAUUUUAA
Dictyostelium discoideum AX4 is the source of this 3477-nucleotide messenger RNA. It is a transcript of the gene forC, whose product is annotated as actin binding protein. The transcript is spliced from 2 exons. Gene Ontology annotation, biological process: actin filament organization. The record is from RefSeq and is a predicted model, not a curated record. The coding region runs from base 1 to 3477 and encodes 1158 amino acids. NCBI's taxonomy places the organism in Eukaryota, Evosea, Eumycetozoa, Dictyosteliales, Dictyosteliaceae. Gene Ontology annotation, cellular component: cytoskeleton; cytosol.